Messenger RNA from Carassius gibelio (silver crucian carp), 1927 nucleotides. It is a transcript of the gene popdc1, whose product is annotated as blood vessel epicardial substance. Gene Ontology annotation, cellular component: sarcolemma. Gene Ontology annotation, molecular function: cAMP binding. The transcript has 8 exons. The coding region runs from base 205 to 1263 and encodes 352 amino acids. Lineage: Eukaryota; Metazoa; Chordata; Actinopteri; Cypriniformes; Cyprinidae. The record is from RefSeq and is a predicted model, not a curated record.
GAAGUCGCUUUAGGAGACAGAGGAGUGGCCGCUUGGUUUGUGCCCUUUUUAAGUCAAUGCCUGUCAUGUGGCUGGAAUGCGCUCCUCACACACUGCAGCUCUCAGCUCUCAGCUCGGCUAGAACAGUCUUAUCUUCUGCCUUCACAUUCCUCCAGACCGAGCACGUUACACCUCGCAUCGACAACAUCGCUUGAAAACUUCAGAAUGUCAGACUCUUUAACCUACACAACGUCUCCACUGCCCUCCAGCGCUGGAGAUUCAAAUGCCACAUUAUGCCACGACUGGGAGCAGUCUCAUCACCUGCUGUUCCACCUGGCCAACCUGAGCCUUGGUCUAGGUUUCCUCAUCCCCACCACAGUAGCGCUUCAUAUGAUCUUCCUCAGACUGCUGCUGAUGACAGGGUGCUCAUUGUUUAUAGCAUGGGCCACAUUAUACAGAUGUACAUUGGAUGUGAUGGUGUGGAAUGUGGUUUUCCUUCUGGUGAACUUCAUGCAUUUCUUCUUCCUGCUUUAUAAACGCAGACCGAUUAAGAUUGACAGGGAGCUAAAAUCUUUGUACAAGCGCAUGUUCGAGCCCCUGCAUGUACGUGAAGCUCUGUUUCAGAGGCUCACUGGUCAGUUCUGCACCAUCCAAACUUUAAAGAAGGGCCAGGUCUAUGCAGCAGAAGAUAAGACCUCUGUUGAUGAGCGCCUCAGCAUUCUUCUCAAAGGAAAGAUGAAGGUAUCAUACCGUGGCCAUUUCUUGCAUAAUAUUUACACCAAUGCUUUCAUCGACUCUCCAGAAUUCAGAUCGACUCAGAUGAACAGGGGUGAGAGGUUUCAGGUGACAAUCACUGCUGAGGAAAACUGCAAGCUCCUUUGCUGGUCUAGAGAGCGUCUGACUUACUUCCUGGAGUCUGACACUUUUCUGAGCGAGGUGUUCAGGUACCUCAUUGGUAAAGACAUCACCAACAAGCUUUACUCUCUCAAUGAUCCAACUCUGAGUGACAAGGCUGUAAAGAAAAUGGACCGUCAGCCAAGUCUAUGUUCUCAGCUGUCUAUGAUGCAGAUGAGGAACAGCAUGGCUAGCACCAGUGACACAGACGAUGUGCUCAACCAAAUCCUGAGAGGCGGGUCAACUGGGUCAUCACUCCAGAAAAAUCCUCUGACAAAAGCAUCCACGACUAUGAAGCCAAUUGAAGAAGGAAUGGAAGAUGAUGUGUUUGAACUUGAAUCUCCCACUACCUCCCAGAACAUUUCCAAGACCCCCAGGGAAGACAUUUAAAAUGUUUUUUUAUCACCUCAUGGUCUUCAGGCUUCUGUGUUUCACUUUGUGUUCUAUAACAAAAUAAUGUCAAAUUAAUUGAACAGGAAAAUAAUUCAGACUCCCCCUCAGAGAUAUGAGAGUUGAUUUAGUGUUACAAAUUUAACUUUUAAAUAAAUUUGGAAACCAUCUCAUAUAAUAGUUUAUUUCUUGUUUAGUAGAAUCUGUAUAAAGAAAGGAUUUUAAUUGUAUGCAUUUGAAGACAUUUCCUUUUUUAUUAUUAUUCUUUUAUUUUUAUUUUGAAUUUGGUUAACUGUGCUAAUCCUGUGUAAAACAAAACUGAUUGCUUAUUAUCCUUCAGUAAAACUGGUAUAUCUGAUACAGAGUUCAUACAUAUACCAUGUCCAUUUCCUUGCAUGUUCCUGUUUUUUAAAUCAUGUUUUCUUGUGUGAUAUGUUAACAGCUAGUGAUAUAUUAAAAUUAAUUGUAUUAUUAUUAUUACACAGGUUAUUACAGGGUUAAGCUAUGAUGAAGUGAACACUGGAUUUAUUGAAUGUCUUGUUGAAGCAUUUCCAUUUCUUCUGAAUGCUUUUUUUCUUUUCUUUUCUUUUCUUUUCUUUUCUAGUGUGUUUAAAGUCAUACUGAUACUUGAAGUCACUUUUUUAGAUUAAAGUUUGGCACUACA